Linderina pennispora is the source of this 1800-nucleotide messenger RNA. Its product is annotated as DUF803-domain-containing protein. Gene Ontology annotation, cellular component: membrane. The coding region runs from base 166 to 1542 and encodes 458 amino acids. Gene Ontology annotation, biological process: magnesium ion transport. Gene Ontology annotation, molecular function: magnesium ion transmembrane transporter activity. NCBI's taxonomy places the organism in Eukaryota, Fungi, Kickxellomycota, Kickxellomycetes, Kickxellales, Kickxellaceae. The transcript has 4 exons. The record is from RefSeq and is a predicted model, not a curated record.
ACCACAGCUCUUAAAACCUUAUUGUACUAUCACCAGGACCUUUCUUUUACCCUUAACGACGCAUUUCGCCUUCUCUCUCUCACAACUUCACUCCGCUUCUCUUUCCUUGCCACUUGUCCCCCUUUAAACGACCUUUUUAACGACAGCGCGGACAGCACACCUGCGAUGGUUGACGAGAAAUACAUUGGCAUGGCGCUGGCCAUGUCCUCGAGCUUGCUUAUUGGAACCAGCUUUGUUCUGACAAAGAAGGGCCUGAACGAGACCACGUCGCGGUACGGCUCUGCGACCGAGGGCCUGCAGUACUUUAAGAACGUAAUGUGGUGGGCCGGUAUGAUUACAAUGGGUCUUGGCGAGGUUGCCAAUUUUGCCGCCUAUUCGUUCGCACCGGCCAUCCUGGUUACGCCACUGGGGGCGCUGAGCGUUAUCGUCGGCGCAGUACUGGCGUCCAUUUUCCUUGGCGAAAAGAUCAACAUGAUUGGAAAGGCAGGCUGUGCGCUGUGUCUGAUGGGCUCGGUUGUGGUUGUGCUCAAUGCUCCGCGCGACGGCGACAUCGAGUCUGUCGAGCAGAUCAUGCACAUGGUGGUACAGAUCCCGUUCCUGACCUACGCGCUCACAUCUGUCACCUUUUUGGUCUUUAUGGUCCUGAAGGUUGCUGGCCGCUACGGGCAGCGCACCCCGCUGGUGUACGUCUCCAUCUGCUCGGUGGCCGGCUCGCUGACCGUGACCGCCUGCAAGGCCUUUGGAAUCGCCCUGAAGCUGACCUUUGCCGGCAACAACCAGUUCGUGCAUGUCAGCACCUACUUCUUUGCCGCCGUGGUCGUUGCGUGCAUCAUGGUGCAGAUGAACUACUUCAACAAGGCGCUGGAGCAGUUUGACACGAACCUCGUAACGCCCAUCUACUACGUGUUCUUCACGUCUGCCACCAUCCUUGCAUCGGUGGCGCUGUUCCAGGGCUUCACCGACUCGACGAACAAGGAGCUGGCCUCGUUGUUCUGCGGCUUCAUGACUAUCUUUAUUGGUGUAUUUCUUCUUAACAGCACGAAGGGAGAUGCUGCUGCGCAUGGUGGAUGCAGCAAUGGACACCAGCCCCUGCCCACCGACGAACCCGAGCGCCUCAGCUACGACACACACGGCCGCCUCUCCCAUAGCGGCGCCGCUGCCUAUAACAUCUCCGAUUUCGAGUGCGGCAGUGACGAGGGCGGCGACAUCCAUAUCAACGACGAAUCAUAUCCUCUCCGCGAGCGAGGAAACACCAUUGAUUCUGAGAAGGGACGUACCCUGAACCGCCGCCACACCUUCACCAAGACCCGCGCAACCGACACCAUCGACCUGUCCGAGGACGAUGGCUCGCCAGCCCAACUCCAUGUCCUGUUAGCCAGCCCCUUAAUGGGCACCGUGCGUCUCUCCCUUUCUCCCGAUGCACUUCUGUUCUCAAAGUCUCAUUCUAUGAACACUACCGCAAAUCCUUUGGCGAUACAUGCGGCCGCAUAUGGCCUGACUGAUAUGUCCCCGCCACCUGCGGUCCGAGAUAAUCAAGGCUAGAUCAGCUGAUAUUUCCCGAUGAUAAGUGCAGCCCAGGGCGUCUAGGCCAGCUGAGCUAUUUUGCGUGCAGGCAAAGAGCUGAGGCUCAAUUUGGAGGACGUGGAUUCCCUUCUUCGUUUUGAAACUCUCCUUCAAUUUUGAAUUUCACCACAUCCGCACAAUGAUCUCUGCUGUUGCUCGUACCUCGAUGCGCUCCCGCGCCGUUGCCCGUGUUGCCCGCUCGGACCACUUCCACUCGCCGAACGGCAUGCACCUUCC